This is a messenger RNA of Nasonia vitripennis (jewel wasp), 4368 nucleotides long. Its product is annotated as fibroblast growth factor receptor substrate 2. The record is from RefSeq and is a predicted model, not a curated record. Gene Ontology annotation, cellular component: cytoplasm. The transcript is spliced from 4 exons. Lineage: Eukaryota; Metazoa; Arthropoda; Insecta; Hymenoptera; Pteromalidae. The coding region runs from base 603 to 2267 and encodes 554 amino acids. Gene Ontology annotation, biological process: cell surface receptor protein tyrosine kinase signaling pathway.
AUAUUGUUUUAUUAUAACGAGUGGCGCAAAAGCAACAUAUAUAUGCGCACAACUUCAAAUAAGAAAAGACUGACGAAUUGCAAAUCCCCGAUUAUAUUAUUUCCCCCUCAUCAGCUCGUUUUUUUUUCAAACAAAUACCACUAUACUUGUAAUUCACAGCAGAGUCACAGCCUCCGAAAAGGCACUCGCAGCAAGUUUCAAGAGAGAGAGAGAGAGAGAGAGAGAGAGAGAGAGAGAGAGAGAGAGAGAAAGAGAGAGAGAGAGAGAGAGAGAGAGAGAGGAGGAAGACGAACAUUACGAACAGAAUCAAGUGAAAUAUAUAGAGGUAGAGCAAAAAGCACAAAGAAGCUCACGCACAAGAUUUUAACCGUGAAAUGGAACAACGAGCUCAAUCUGCGUGGUGCAAUUGGCCUAAUGUAUUUUCUUUCAUAGGCUAAGGCCAAAUCAGUUUGAACAACGAAAACUUGGAUGCAACCUUGAUUGCGUGUCUAGAUUAUUAUAAGUAUUACGGUGCGAUAUGAUAACGAAAUUGAUUUCGAGAGAAACCAUCACAGCGAGCCAAUUUACGGUGACUCGACGGAAAACAACAAGAUGCGUCUGUGAUGCGUUUGGUCGCAUCUGCAAGUAACAGUAUUGUUUGGAGAAUGGGUUGUGUUAACAGUCACACAGAUAUCAAUGAUCUGCAUCUCAAUGUCUUUCAAGUGAUGAAUGUUGAUAAUUUGGGAAAUUUGAUCACACCUGGCAGAUUAAAGGUCACGGAUACUGACAUUAUUUUAUACCAAAGAGGCAAGACACCAGUCAAAUGGCCUUUACGCUGUUUGCGUCGUUAUGGCUAUGAUGCUGAAAUAUUUAGUUUCGAGUCAGGCAGGCGCUGUUCUACAGGUGCAGGAAUAUAUGCCUUCAAGUGUCGUAGAGCAGGCCAGCUCUUUAAUCUUGUUCAAACCAAUAUUCAGCAAGUUUGUACUAAUGGCGAUGACACAAUUUCAAGAGACAUGUCCAUUGGCACGCAUUCUGGGCCUAUUGUAACUAGUCGAGUGACAAUACCAUCAGAACCCAACUAUCUGGAUCCAACAACAGUUGGAAAUUCGAAUCGCAAUGCAUCUAGAUCAUCUCAACAAAACAGAAAUGGAAGGUUGAGCAGCAUUGGAAGUAGUAGUGGUCCAAUGUCUCCUCAAGGAACAAUGGGCUCUCCUUCACCACCUCCUACACUUCCAUCAGCAUUGCCACCACCUCCACCUAUUACGUCGCAUGUCCAUCUAUCCUCACUGUAUGUUAAUGAGGAAGUUCUACAAUCAACUAUGGCUGCAGAUAUGGAACACAAUAACAAUAAGAGUUUAGCAAGAAGACCAAUGCAAAGAUCACACACAGUCAGUAGUUCAACAUCAAGCAGUGGCUUUCUGUCUUUUGAACAAGUAUCUGGUCAUGUAGUUGGUACUGAAGCUUUAUCAUCAAGCCAUAAUCGUGCAAUAAUGCCUCCACAAGCGUCGACUGCGUCUUACAUGAACAUUGACCUUGCUAGUGAUGCUAGUCCACUUUCUCCCUCGCAUAGCACAUGCGACUCUUCUACACCUUUGCGCGAAGAGGCAGCUGAUACUUUAGAGUCUAGCAAUGGGAUUGCUCGGGCUUACAUGAACAUUAAUCCGGGUCAAGAAAAAAUCGAACCUUUAGCUAACAUUGUCAAGACUCGUCCACCUGCCCUCUCAAUCUUACCGCAUCAAUCUGAUUCGGAAGAUGGCUCGAGGCAUUGUUACGCUAAUCUCGAAGCUAGCGAAAUAGAAGGCCUAAAGAAGCGUUUUUCUGCUACUUUCAUUGCGGAUAAAUUACCUCUUCAAUUGCACACGCCACCACCUCACCGUAUCAGUAGCAGCAGCAGUACUGUAAUCCGAGGAGUGAGUUAUGCAGUUUUAGAUUUAGACAAGAAAGAAGCUGCACCAAAUAUUGGCGGUACAAUAACCUCGACGACAAAUGUUACGACUACAACAACAACAACUACGAUAACACCGACGACGACUACGACUUCAUCUGCAGAAUCAAUAGGUACAACUCAACCAGCAACACCUGCGUCGCCUCCAGAUUCGCCGCUCAAACCUCAACAAAUCGGCUAUGUAACUAUAGAUUUCAACAAAACCACUGCUCUCUCUCAUUCCGUCAAUUCGAGUCUGGUCAAUGAUAUCGAUGAAGGCUCAAGAAAAACCCGCCAUAAUUCCACAAUAAGUGAAUUUAUUCUUCCACCUUCAACAAGGCACAACUCUUCUAUGAGUGAGUGAUUUCUACUGCAUCAUUUGAUUGUUUACUUGAUAUUUUUUUAAAAAGAUGCCAUUUCAAAUUUUUUGUACUAUAUAAAGCCUAAAGAGUCUUAACUGCUGCCUCAUUUUAACGGCCUCUUAAUAGACUUUUAUUAUUAAAUAAAUUGAAACAGAUUUGAAAUUUUAAUUAUGAGAUAACAGUUCAAGUUCAAUAUAAUACAUAAAAAAUUGAUUGUGACUUCUUACAGAAGAGCAAGAGCAUGGGAAUUUUACUUGUAACAUACUAAAGAUUAAUCAUUAAUUAAGUCAUAUGCAUUAGCAAAAAGUAAAAAUUUGAUUAUUCUUGUUUUACUUUAUUUCCUAUUAUAAAUGCUAAAUAUUUUCACUCAAGAACUAAUGAAUAUGAGGAAUUAAUACUAAAUAUUAAUUAUAUUGGAAGAAGGAGAGAGAGAUCAAGAUAUAUAAUAAUAAUUAUAAGCAGAAAACUACAAGAUUCAUGAAUUGCUACAUUAGUUAAAAAAAAAACAAUAAUUACAAAACAAUAAUCCAUCACUUUCAACAAUGAAAAAGUCGUCGUUUAUACUAUCAACCUGUCCAAAGACCUGUUAAAAGAAGUGAAAAAACUUGAAAGAGUUAAUGGAAAGUUUUUAGAGAAUUAAACUAGUUGUAGGUAAAUCCUUUUAUAAGACGAAAAAAAGAAGUAACGCGCAUGUUGUGUACAAUGUAUGUGAUAAUAGAAGGCGAAUACUCUAGUAUUAAGAAAAACAUACACUUAUAAAAAUAAACGAAUUUUGUGUCAAAGUAGAUGCCUAUGAAUUGUAUACGCUGAAAAAAAAACAUUUUUUAAUAUGUGACGCGCUCAAAACAGGCAUUGCGCGCAGUAGCCAAAGAAACUAGAUUAGCUGUAGUACAUUGUAGUGCUAUUGUAUAGAGUACAGUUUCUUUUAAAGAUGAAGUGAACAGUUAAUUUUUUUUAAUAGAAAAUUGAAGGGUUUUUCGAAUGAUAGGAGGAUUUGCGUAAAGAUAAAAUAGCUUUGUAUUGUGCCAAGAAAACGUCUUGUAUUGAUCAUCUGUUACUGAAAGAUUAAUAUUUCGUAAAUGACUUAUAGUGCAAUAUCUUAUGAACUUUUCAAUAAGCAUUUAGAAACAUUGUUGUUUCUUAGCAUUUACAGAUUUGUUUUGUUUUUAUAAAAUGAUGGAUAUACUUUCCUCGUUGCAAAUAAUAAGCUUGAUUUCUUUUGUGGACAUCAUAUUAAUAACAUUUGCAUUUAUAAUGCGGAAUAGAUACAUCGAAAUGAUUUGUUAGGUAUAGUACUGUUAAAUCCUAUAAAAGAAAUUAUAAACGUCAAGAGUUAGAGUGUCAAAUGCGUAUAGUAAAUGUUAAGAAAAAGAAAAAUUGCAAAGACAUGUCAAGUCCGUGGCAGUAUUACUUUACACAUACAUCGUUGCAAGGUACAAAAAGCUAUUUAAAAAAUUUAAGCAGAUGAUUUUCUGAAAUUUUUUGAAAGUUUUUGUUCAGUAAACUGCAGUAAAGCCAAUGUAAUUACAGUAAAUUAGUAAUUAGUAUAUGUCCAUAGGCAGAAGCCAUUCGGUGACAGCAUACUUUUUAUCAGGCACAAUAAAAAAACUUGACUAAAUAUUUUGUCCAUACCAUUUAGAAGAUCGAAAUUUACUAUUACUAAACAAGUUGGUUAAUGCAAAUUUAUCGUAGAUUUAAGAGAAAUAUCAUGGGCGUAUGGAGGAAAGUGAUAAUUUUAUUUUUCUAUAAAUAGUGAAGAUGGCAAAGGUGUCUUUCAAUAACGCAUCGAGAUUAAAGGCGUAUAACGGUACAAGUUGUAAUUCGAAAACGAUUUGCAUCGCGCAAGGUAUGAUUUAGUUUUAAAAACUUUCGCCAAUUACUUGAAACGACCUAAACGCAUAAUGUACGCGCAGACAGGCCAUGUUGUAUAUUUUAGUAUAUGCAGGAAACGCAUUGUUUCAAAUUGUUUUAUAAUAAUGAUGAUUGUAUAUUUAUAUAGGAAACCAAAGAAAAAUGUAAUAUGGAAUGUUUGUGCCUCAUUUUGAAUGACGCAAGCAUCUAAGACUAUUAUGUAUAAACAAUGUUGGAAUGUUAAAACAAAAA